AUUUUUAUUUAACUAAUAAUUGUUAGUAGUACUUCCUACCUAUAAAAAUUUACCAAUUAGUCGUCAAAUCUCUGUCUUCUCAAAUUAUCUUUCUGCAGUUUUUUUAUUUUCCUAUCUUCUUUUGGGAUUUUACAUGAUCUUCAUCUGCCCGUUGAAAGCACAUAGUUGGUUUGUGUACAUGCAUAUGAUUGUCUCUUGGACAGCAAAUGAAAUGAUAACAUAUAUAAAAAAUUUAGUAAUAUGAGCGUUAACGCUUAAGCUGCAUGUGAAAGUGGAAGAGUAUAAAGCAUAUGAAGGUCUCCAAUUAAUCAUCAAAAAUCGAGUGAGCAUCUAAAUUACAAAAGAAUAAGUCUCAGUCUUGGUCAUGUGAGGUAACAGACGAACGUGAGCUAACUGACAUUGACCAAGAAGUCUCCACUCGUCUUUGUAUGAUCGUGUGUGAAGUGUUACAUGAAAUGCGCACUCUUGGGAAGAAGUAAAAAAAAAGAAAAGAAAAUUUUAUUAAUGCAAAUAGAAAAAAGGAAAGCUGCAUGACCCAUGCAACAUAUCUGAAUACAGACACAGUGCUUUCAAAUGUUUAAAUUCGAACUGAUCCUCUGGUCUGGUAUACGUGUAAGAUUCUUUUUCAAAGAUAAGAAAAGGAGCAAGUGGUUCUUGUUAAGCUCUAGGGAAACACAUGGAACACUAAAAAGUUCCAUCUCUUUUUGUUUUAUACUGUUUAUACUGUUAUCUAUUAAUUUUGCGUUGUCUUAAUUCUGUAUAUCCCAGAAUACACAUUCAUUGGUUUCGUCCAGAUAUCUUAUGUUUAAUAAGUCUUAGAUUAACCCUCAAGGCAAAAACACAUACUAAGUUUCGGAAUUACGCAAUCUUUAGAUAACAUUUACAAUGGGCAUAAAACUAAAAUCAAAGUCUUAGUGGAACUCAAUCUUUAUUUUCAACCAAGAAGACAAUAAUGAUGGGUGGUCAAGCUAUGACAAAUAGACUAGUUAUCAAAAUUUCACUAAGUGUUAAUAGUUUCUUUAAGGUUCGAUCCUACAUCGACUUAUCACAUCCACGAAAUUAAAGUAUUCAAAUUAUAGUGGAAUAGCGAAAGAAAAGUACACAUGCAACCAAGAAAACUAAACUAAUAUAUUGGGAAACAAAUUUAUGAAUUUUGGAACCGUCUAGGUCUAAUAUUAGAUAUGCAUAUAGAUGUAAAUUAUUUAUGAGUUAACUCUUUCACAAUUUUGUAUCAUGGCAAAAAAAAAAAAAAUUGUAUCAAAACAACACAUUAUAUGAAAGCUGAGAUAUUAGCUUUUGACAUAGAAUAACAGAGGUUUUUUAAUUGUAAAUAAUUGGUGAGAAUAUGAACUUACUAUAAAGUAUGCAAAAGCAUUAUAACAUACCCAAGUGGGAAUAUUACUUAUAACUGCAAUUACUAUGAGGAAUCGUAAUUCCAAAAGAGAUUAAUGUUCAAAUAUGGAUCUAAACAUCUUAGCCAUAUGAUUUUUUUUUUUUGCAAUGUCAACUAAACAUAAGAGAUCCAAACGGUAUACUUGUCCAAGACUGGGGAGCAGAGAGCAUUUGCAGCUAAUUAACAGCUUCUUAAACCCUCAAGCUAUGGCUCUCCUUAACUGAUAGAGGAUCCAAUCCUCUUUUCAAAAGGCUGCCCUCUCUCUCAUCUCUAAUGUAAAGUCUUUUUGACAUUCGUGAUGUCAAUGGUGACCAUUAGUUGAGAAAGUUACAAAUGGAUGAUCAUGAUGAUGGUGAACAUGCAUGUCAUGAGUUCCUCAAUUCCCAUGAAGGACACGUAUAAACACACUUUUUCGCAUUCAAUCUUUUUAUAUGUUUCUUUUUUGCAGUCGAAUUAUUCCUUGCGUGAGAGGAGUCUAUACCAUUAGUUUUCACUUUGAUUUAAUUUGCAUUAUUGUACUGAUAACUCCAAGUGGUUGUUAGAUACAGUUAGAACCGGUCGUCGUGUUCUGUAUCUUUGCAGAUAAUGUUUCAAAACGCAUACUCAAACAAAUAACCGAUUCAAAAGAAUAUUAGGACAAAUACCCAUCACAGGUAUUGACAUAAUUAUGUUCUAUCGGUUAGGUUCUGUUUGAUAGAUUCAUAACGUUUAUUCUUUGUAUGGCCUUAUUAUUCUUUCUAUCUCCGUGAAAUGCUAUAUAUGACUUUGUAACAUUUACUUUGCAUUUUCUAUAAAUUACCAAAAUGGAUGCUAAUUAAGUUGCUAACUUAAAAUUCCUCAUUGUCAUUAUUUUAUACCAAAAUGCAUGUUAUUAGGUUUCAAUUUGGAAUGUGAUACGGCCACCACACUUAUAUAGACCAUUAAUUACAUGUGCUAACCAAUCUGCAUGGCCAGUAUGCUUUUGAAUCGAUGGUUUGAUUGGUUCGUACGUAAAUGUUUAUGUUCGUGUUCUCAUAAUAAAUGGUUAACUUGGCUCAUACUUCUAAUGUUUAGCUAUAUAUAUAUAUAUAUAUAUACAGUAUAGUUUUCUUUUUAAUCAAACUCAUUAUAAGAAUUAUUGCCGCGAAGAAAAAACAUAAAAAUGUAUCUCUCUGUAAUGUUUGCAAACAAAAAUGUUGACAUAGAAACGUAAAGAUCCACACAGAUGCAAAUGGGAAGAUGUAUCCAAAGGCCUUGAUUUGUUUAGCACAUCCAAGAGACAUGUAUACAAAAUUAACACAGAAUUGCACAUCUUUUUUGGUCAACUGGAGACUGAUCGGUAGUUGAUUUACAUAGCUAAUUAACACAUUGUCUGAUCUUUUAUAGACUUGGUUGGUUAAUUACUCAUAAUGCUUCCGAAUCGAGGGGGGUAAUUAGAAAAUUAAAUAGCAUCGCAAUUACCUAAAAAGAAUAAUAUAAAAUUCUGAAAAUGGUUUCUAUAUCGUCAAAGUGACCAAGUGUUUAGUACUGUCUAUAAAUAAGCAUAUAAGAGAGUGAGUAAAUAACAUACCACCGAACACCAAGCAACUUCUCUUGUUUCUUUCCCUUCUCUUUGAACACAUUUCCCUUAGCUACUACAUAAAGGACUAGCCUUUUUAACAUAUAACAAGAAGUACACCACAUAAAGUUGAAAAAAGCGGUUCAUGGACAAGAAAAAGUCAGUAUCAGGUUCCUCCUCAUCCUCAUCUUUCGAUCAUCUUUUUGGUCCAAGAGUCUCUUCCUCGUCUUCUUCAUCAACAACAGGGUUGUUCCAAUCCAUUUUCCCACCACCCUCAAUGGGGACGCAAGCGGACUUGGCAAAUCCAAAUGGAGCGGCUAUAUAUCAACCUCCAGGUUUGGGGAUUCCAAAUGAAAGAGGAGAAAGGAGAAAAAACAAGGAGAGAAAGCGUUACCAAAAUGAAGAAACACAACCACCAUGCAACUUGAGCUCAUCCAUAUAUUAUGGAGGCCAAGACAACUAUUCCUCCUCAACACCACCACAAUCAACAACCAAUCCAGAUGCUUAUAAGAAAGAUGGAGACGAAGACGAUUCUGAAAGUGCUUCAAGAGGAAAUUGGUGGGAGGGAUCGCUUUAUUACUAGUUAUCAAUCAUAGCCGAGAUGCAAUAUAAGCAAAGUGAUAUGUUUUGAUACAGAUUACGCGAUCAGUUUGCAGGAACCUUAAUCAAGUGAAGUAAGACGGAAGUUGACGUUCUGAAAUAUACCUAGAAAAAUAUAUAUAUAUAUAUAUACAUAAACUAAAGCAGUAAUGUAAUAGUAUAUACAGCUGGCUUAAAAGAAAGCGAGAAAAAAAUAAUUCUCAUAUAGUAUCUAGUGUGUAUCUUAUAUAUUAAAACAGAAGUCACAACUUUGAUUCAUGUGUGAUUUUUUUAAAAAUGGACCUAA
Molecule: messenger RNA, 3816 nt
Organism: Brassica rapa (field mustard)
Lineage: Eukaryota; Viridiplantae; Streptophyta; Magnoliopsida; Brassicales; Brassicaceae
Source: RefSeq, a predicted model, not a curated record